Messenger RNA from Seminavis robusta, 1311 nucleotides. Lineage: Eukaryota; Bacillariophyta; Bacillariophyceae; Naviculales; Naviculaceae. The record is from the annotation of a GenBank genome assembly.
AUGACAUUGAUUCGCACCGUUUGGAUUGCUGUUGUUGGCUACCUGUCGUUUGGUCCAAUAGUAGCCCCUUUCCCUUGGCUUGGUUUCUUGGGUGGCUUUGUCAAGCUCAUUGGCUUUAUGAAUGGGGGCACCCUUCUUGUCCUCCAUUCCCUUAUGUUGCUGGCAUAUGCAAGUCUUUUCUGGUUAGGAUUGGUCUCUCGGGAAAGUCUCAAGACACCAGCAACAAUCUCGACAUUGGCGACGAUAGGAAUAUUUAUUCCGACCGUGUUGUGCUUGUUGACCUGUUCCCCCGAGUGGGUCAACCCAGGACAGGCAACAAACCAAGGAAUCCUUUCCGUGAUUCAGCGUGUGUCCCAGCCCAAAGGUAUCUCGUGGGCCAAAUGGAUUACGCCUCCCCAGACUUGUCCUUCUUUGGAUGGAUUGGAAAACAUUACAACCAUCUACCGAAGAUCUGUCCCUCCGUAUGGGCCAAGCUCCACGGGGGGUACUUUUCUCAAUCCCGUUUCCAAGAUUGUCUUUGAUGCUCUUAACGAGGGUGAUGGCAGCAAGACCAACCUGAGAACAAUGUUCUACCCAGUAACAAGUCAUCAACGGGGAGCAAAAAAAGCUGGAAUGUUGGUAUUCGUUCAUGGUGGCGGAUGGUUUGGUGGAGAACCUGACAACGUUCCAAGUGGCUGUUAUGCGAGUAUGGCCCAUGAACAUGGGUGGGCGUAUGCCGCGGUCGAAUACCGCCUAGGACGGAGCGGGUGGUCCGGAGAUGUCCAAGUUAAAGAUGUCAAGGAUGGAAUAAAGCAUCUCAUCAAAACGCACAGCAAGGAAGUUGAUGCUUCCAAAGUGGUGUUGGUUUCUUCCUCUGCUGGAGGGCAUCUGGCGCUAUUGGCAUCGUUUCAGCUAAACAACGAAAGGGCCAACUUGGACAACCCUGUAGUGGCUGGAGUACUGGCGGUGGCGCCAUCCACUUCGGUGGAUAUUGGAACGGGUAAGGACUCCAUUCCUGGCUGGGCGGGAUCUUGGUCUGAGGUAGGAGCUACCAUGAGAUUAUGUGAAGGGGUGGAAGAAUGCAACAAACGGCUGAGCCCCUUGGAACACGUGACGUCUUUUGCCCCCAAGACAAUCCUGUUGCACGGGGGCCAUGACGAAUACUACACAAAAAUACAUUCAAGAACUCUAGCAAAGAAGCUUUCGGAGCACAACGUAUCACACGUGCAUAUGGAGCCGCCAUUGAUGCCGCACUGCUUGGACGUUGCACACAAUACCAUUCCAUUCCAGAUGGCAAUGCACGCAACAAUUAACUUGAUGAAGUCUCUGUAG